Trichomonas vaginalis G3 is the source of this 478-nucleotide messenger RNA. Its product is annotated as P-loop containing nucleoside triphosphate hydrolases family. NCBI's taxonomy places the organism in Eukaryota, Parabasalia, Trichomonadida, Trichomonadidae. Gene Ontology annotation, molecular function: DNA binding; hydrolase activity; ATP binding. The transcript has a single exon. The record is from RefSeq and is a predicted model, not a curated record. The annotation marks the transcript as partial.
AUGUUAGAAAAAAAGUUUGCUGACAUUGACAAGAAAUUUGAGAAUGUUUUAAACAAGAACAAGAGGAAGUUAGAAAAUGCUCAGAUAAAGCCUAUACAUGACAAGUUCUUAUUUGCUCAGAAUGGUAUAACAGGUCUAAUUGCACCACCUGGGUCGGGUAAGACUUUCACUUAUCUUAAAAUGGCUGCACAACAACAAGAACUAGAUGAGAAGAACCCAUUCUAUGAGUUAGUUGUUAUUUGUAGUACUUCUGGUCAAUUUGACCAAACCGUCAAUUCGUUCAAAGAUAUUAUAAAGAAGUCUAAGUUAGUAUGUAUAAAGGAUACUGAGUUGUUAGAUUGGAUAAAGAAGUACCAAAGAAGAGUUUUGAAGUAUAAUGCUAUAAAUGAGUAUAUAAAUUCUAAGUUCAAAGACCCAAAUGAGGAAAUGCAGAGAAUAUUAGAGAAGAAACACUUCAGAAACAAACAGAAAGAGAUAG